Molecule: messenger RNA, 686 nt
Organism: Mytilinidion resinicola
Lineage: Eukaryota; Fungi; Ascomycota; Dothideomycetes; Mytilinidiales; Mytilinidiaceae
Exons: 1
Coding region: 178-594 (138 amino acids)
Molecular function (GO): quinol-cytochrome-c reductase activity
Source: RefSeq, a predicted model, not a curated record
AGGAAGUCUAGAGGUGGUGAGAGACAGUAAGGGCGCACCGGCCAAUCACAGGGCAGGUUAAGGAAUCAUCACUCCAGCUCCGCGCAGCCGGCUUUUCCCUCGCAUUGACGACCUCCGACUUUCAACCUCCUCCCAUCGCCGCCACCGCCCUCGCACUCUCCUCUCCGGACCCUCGCCAUGCCCGCCCUCACUACCGCAUCCCGUACGCUCGCGCGUUCGUGGACCGCCCACCAAUUGCCCGCCGUGCGCGCCUCCUGCUCGGCCAUCCAGACACAGACCCGUUCUGUGUCCGAGGUCUCGACUACAUCGUCCUUCGACUCACCCUUCAAGGGCCUGGGCAGCUCCCAAGGCACGACCAAGAUCCCCAGCUUCGCAAAGUACAGGAACAAGAGCGGCGAGAGUUCGACGAAGGUCUUCCAAUACUUCAUGGUCGGCACGAUGGGCGCCAUCACGGCUAUGGGAGCAAAGGCGACCGUGCAAGGUUCGUGGAGCUUUUAUCGAUGGAAAAACGGAGUCAAUUGGCUUGGAAUUGGCUGUGUGGACGGGACUGGGGACAAUGGGGGCGCACAAUUGAUGGACUGGACGGGUUUAUGAUAUACAUGGGAGAGGAGGGCUAAUAAGACAUCACUCGCAGACUUCCUCGUCAACAUGUCCGCCUCCGCCGACGUGCUUGCUCAAGCCAAGGU